This is a messenger RNA of Rhodamnia argentea, 1867 nucleotides long. Its product is annotated as UDP-galactose/UDP-glucose transporter 2-like. The record is from RefSeq and is a predicted model, not a curated record. Gene Ontology annotation, cellular component: endoplasmic reticulum membrane; Golgi membrane. The transcript is spliced from 7 exons. NCBI's taxonomy places the organism in Eukaryota, Viridiplantae, Streptophyta, Magnoliopsida, Myrtales, Myrtaceae. Gene Ontology annotation, molecular function: transmembrane transporter activity. Gene Ontology annotation, biological process: transmembrane transport. The coding region runs from base 443 to 1507 and encodes 354 amino acids.
UAUAAAGCCACCGCAGUGCCGAGCUGACGCGUCGAGCGCCAGUCUUCUCUCUCUCUCGCUUGACUUUGAAUCUUCCUUGUUCAUGCUCUCGAGCCCUUGCUGGAGAGAAAUCCGUAACGCCAAAAGCCAAUCGCCAGGAAAGUCUCUGAUGGUGGAGGAGUGAGGUGGUGAGGAAGGACUCGCGCUUUACGCGGCUUUUUUCUUCCUUGUUAUACUUUUCUUUCUCAUGUAGCGAUCGCUCGGCGGCUUUUCAUGGCGUAACCGGCCCUCCACUCCGAUUUUUAUAAUUGCGGGUGCCCAGUGGGACGUGCGAGAUCGAGCAAGCAACGCCGAUUCCCGACGCUUCCCUUCGGUUUUGCGCGUCGGUCCUUGCUUGGUGGAGUGUUCGGUGUGAUCGUCGGCUUUGAGCGUUGGUGUUCGGUGGGAGAAUUCGAGCGAGGAAAUGAAGAACGAGGAUCAGGCGAGGUCUCUGUUCGGGAUUCCUCUUUCCGGCCGCUCGAAGUGGCAGCAAUUCCUCAUCUGCUCUUCCGGAUUCUUCUUCGGCUACCUCGUCAACGGCGUCUGCGAGGAAUACGUGUAUAAUCGGCUCCAAUUCAGCUACGGUUGGUAUUUCACCUUUGUACAAGGAUUCGUGUACCUGGUACUCAUAUACUUUCAGGGUUUCACCACCAAGCAUAUGGUGAACCCAUGGAAAACGUAUGUGAAGCUCUCUGCUGUGCUCAUGGGUUCUCAUGGAUUGACCAAGGGAUCUUUGGCUUUUCUCAAUUAUCCUGCCCAAAUCAUGUUCAAAUCCACAAAGGUUUUGCCAGUCAUGGUGAUGGGAGCAUUUAUUCCUGGCUUGAGAAGAAAGUACCCAGCUCACGAGUAUAUAUCUGCCCUGCUUCUAGUAGUUGGUCUGAUUCUAUUCACCUUAGCAGAUGCUCAGACUUCUCCAAAUUUUAGCAUGAUUGGUGUUUUGAUGAUUACUGGAGCUCUAAUCUUUGAUUCAUUUCUCGGUAAUCUGCAAGAAGCGAUAUUUACCUUGAAUCCUGAUACAACGCAGAUGGAAAUGUUGUUCUGUUCGACAGUAGUUGGCUUGCCUUUCCUUGUUCCACCAAUGAUCCUGACCGGGGAGUUGUUUAAGGCUUGGAAUUCGUGCUCUCAGCACCCAUAUGUUUAUGGGGUGUUAAUCUUUGAAGCGAUGGCCACAUUUGUUGGACAAGUCUCUGUUUUAUCCCUCAUAGCCAUCUUUGGGGCUGCAACUACUGCAAUGGUAACAACUGCCAGGAAGGCCGUCACUCUCUUGUUGUCAUACUUGAUAUUUACAAAGCCAUUGACGGAGCAACACGUGACGGGGCUUCUGCUCAUAGUCAUGGGGAUCAUAUUGAAGAUGUUGCCAGAAAACAAACCACCUCCCAGGGGUAUAAUGGCUAAUGGUGGUUCUAAGCAUGAGAAAUCUCCACUCCGAGGAGAGAGCAAACUUGUUGACAAUGGGGAAGCUGAAGAAGAAGGAAGGCCUUUAGUAUGAUUGAAGGCGGCCCAUUUCUUUUCGUCUUCCCCUUGUUUGAUGUUUUAUUGGAAACUUCACUCUAUUUUUUCUAGCUUGCAAGAUCACAUUUCACAGGUAGAGAAAGAAAAAGAUAUACCUGGUAGAGCGAGAGAGCGCUGCCUAGACAAAUUCAUUGUCCAUGAAUCUGUAGUUGCAAUGGUUUCUUACUGACUACACAUAGGUAAAGCGCAGAAACUUAAAAAGCAUUUUGCCAGGAAAGGCAAUAGUUAAGUACUAGAAAGCGAAAGGGGGCACUUAUCUUCGUUUUUUUGUCAUAUGGAUGCUAUCUUGUUUGAGAUGUUCCCAAUUGUGAAUGAAAAGGUUCCUUUCAUUUUUCUC